Toxotes jaculatrix (banded archerfish) is the source of this 3317-nucleotide messenger RNA. It is a transcript of the gene cracdla, whose product is annotated as cracd like a. Bases 1 to 3129 code for a protein of 1042 amino acids. NCBI's taxonomy places the organism in Eukaryota, Metazoa, Chordata, Actinopteri, Toxotidae. The record is from RefSeq and is a predicted model, not a curated record. The transcript is spliced from 9 exons.
AUGGAGUCUUUCUCUGGCGAUGCAGAAGAAAGCACUGAUGAUAUUCCAGGACGCAAAAAGUCCAAACUCAAGUCUCUGAAAACCCGUCUCUUCGGGAGAAGUAAGAGAACAGGUGGAGAGGGGAACAUCAAACUCAGUCAGUCGGCCAGUGACAUCACUGCAGGAAAGGGCCUCGGGUCAGAUGAAGAUUUGGUAUGCUCCCAGGGGAUGAUGGGAUCGCGAGCAUUGUCCCAUGACAGCAUCUUUCUGGCUGAUCAGGUCCUGACGGACACUGAACCGGCCAGGGUCUUAUCCCAGGAGAAUGUUCACAGCAAGAUCAAAGCUCUGCAGAUUAAGCUUCAGCAGCAGAAGAUGCAUUUGGGGCCGCCGCCUCUGGUUCUGCCGAUCAGACGUCCGGAGGACCAGGGUAGCCGCUCAGAGGAUGACAGUCUUCCUCACAGCCCCCCUGAGGUCUCAGGGAGUGAUGUUACAUCCCAGGAAGCCUUCAGCAAGGCCAUAUCCCAGCCAUCCUCUCAUCCACUCUUGACCAAGUAUGCGCCCUCGACUCCAUCCCAUCUUUUACCUCUUAUUGUCCCCUCCAUUUCCUCUGUUAUCGAGCCCCCCUUGGACUUCAGCUCUCCAGCUCAGUUCACCCCCUGCCUGGAUACCUCUGCUGCACGCCACCGGAUGUCUGUCAAGCCGAGAAACCAGAGGGCCAGCACCAAGAAGAGGCUCGCUACACAGACUGAUUCUAGGUCUCACUCACACACCCUGAACAACAUUGACCACUGUGAGUCUGUGAAAGAAGAAAAGCAGCAGCUUGGUGCUCAGGACGAUGUGACAGUGGAAACAGAACAAGGAAAGACUGACAUUCCUGUCACAGCUCAGCAUCUUCCUUCAAAAUCCCCAGAAGUGGCACCAGUCACACGAGAAGCAGCACCCAAACCCUCCAGUCUAACGUUUUCCCAACAGGACCAUGCUCCUCUGGGGAGAGCGCCCUCUGCUCCCUCACAGGUACCUUGGGUUAAGCCUCAAAAACCAGUGGAUGUAACGUCCAGUGAACGGCCACAUACAUCCUGUAUUGAGUCAGAACUUAAAAAGAGAGGGGGGUUUGAGAUACAAGUAAUGUCCCAAGACAAGAAGAAUACUCUAAAAAAGGUUGAAAUGGCUGAAGACCCCUCAGACCAGCCCUCCACUACCUUUGGCUCAGUGGUGGCUUUCAAGUCCUCCUCUGUUCACCAGCAGGUUCAAGGUGAGAUAGAGAGCACAAUAGGAAUAAAGAGACUUAGCCCAGGAUCUGGGUCCUUCCAUCUCUCCAUCACCACUGCCAAAAACCGAGAUGGAGAGAGACCCCGAUCAGGCAGUUUUGUGGGAAUGCUGGAACAAGCUGAAGCCAAGCACAAGACUGUAGGGGGAACAGAGGAUAAACCCUUUUCAAGCUUGGGCCCCUUUGCUGUGGGAAGACUGAAACAAGAGGGAGCUUCGCCCAAAAGUUCAGUACUUGUCAGGAGGGACAGCCUCAAAAAGAUAGAACCAGACACAGGCACUGAGUCGGGGGAGAAGGUGGAGAGCAGCCGGGAGGAGGUGGAGGAGGCAGUGGAAGCACAGGAGGUCCAGGAGGAAGAAGGAAAAACAGCAUUUGGUAUCAAGCUACGCUCAACAUCUCAGUCGAUAAGAUUUCGGUCUGACCCUACUACGUCUAACCAUCUUUCUAAGCCACCAGCAUGUGAAGACCAGUCUGACAAACAAAAAAGACAGGAAAUAAGCGAUAAUGUUACCAACAUGUCUAAGAAGCUGCCGACAAACGUCUCUUGUACGCCAUCCACCUCUGGAGAUGUCAGAGUGACAGAUCCAACCCCACCUGACUCCUCUCUUCCAGUCAAGAAUAACCUGCCAUCUAAAGGCGAUCCUCACAUCAUGCUUGCAGAAGUCCAAGCAACUUCCUCAGACCCCAGAGAAGAAGAAACUGCCCUAACAGUGCCUCAGGAGCCCCAACCUGCCCCUCAAACAGCCUCAUCUGAGGUGUCCUGGAUGAGCCUGGCAAUGGAAAAGACCAGGAGCCUUCAGCAACUCUUUACUAGUAGAUUCCCCAGAGAUUUUACAGGCGUGCAGACUGCAGCUCGACCGCAAGUGCAAGUGCAGCCGGUGAGUCAAACAGAGACACAGACUGGUGCACAAAUGCAGACAGAGACUGUAAAAACGCAACAGAGUACAACACCAGUGCAGGCUGCAAAUCAAUCAACUGAUAAAGCAGCAACAAUACCAAGUAGAAGUCAAGCACAGACUGUGAAACCAUCACUGAUGUCAGUGCAACAGAAGGCAUCACCAACAUCUGCUGGUCUGUCAAACACUUCUAGAGAAGCACAAACGUCAAAGCAAACCAAUGAAUCCCAGUCACACCCAAAUACAACUCAGUCUGCCUCACAGUGUCCGUCUCAUACACCUGUACAGACUAACCCAUGGACAACCCAGUCUCCCUUGUGCUCUUCUACGCAAACAGAGACCUCAUCUCAGUUUACACAAAGGAGUGCCGCCCAGUGGCUUGCACAAUCUGACCUUUCCACGGGCCAGCAUGCCACUUCCCAACAAUCUCCUUGGAGGGGUCAUCACCCCACCAGCCAGCUCAAACCUGCAGCUUCCAUUUCUACCACCUCGUCAGCCACAGCUCCUCCCCCAGUGUCUGCUUUGGGAAGAGUGGAAAGAGAAGAAAACAUGCAGGAAAAAGAGGGUCCCUCAUUCUCAGGAAGACGAGUAGUUUGGGCUGGGUCUGUGAGCGAGAAGGCUGCUUUUCUGGAAAAACGGGCAGAGUGGACCACUCCACCUGGAAACAAGGGGGUGGAACUGAAGAAAGCUCAAACUGAAGUGCAGACAUCAGGUGAAUCCCCCACCAUGGCCAAAACAACACCUCUAAGCAAAGACUCAAAACCAGAAGGAAGGCAAGCGGUAAAACCUGCAGAGUCAAGCCCCACCAAAGUUCCAGACAGGCCUCGUGAGGACAAAUGGCUCCGGAAAAACAUGGUGUCUUCGUCGCCCUCAUCGUCCCCCACACAGCCAUCAGUGUUGCAGUCCAUAUCUGACAGUGGCCAGCCGUCUUGGAUGGAGCUAGCGAAGAGGAAGUCAAUGGCAUGGAGUGACAAGACCAUGGACUAAGAAGGAAAAGAGACAAAUAUACAGGGUAUGGAAACAAGAAUAUGAACAGGACCUGCAGACAAAUACUGCCUUCAUCAAGGUUAAUGAGCCGAAUGUUUGAGAAUGUCAGAAUGAUGUUGGUACGACUCCAUGGUAAUUUAUGUUGUAAGGGUUUUGUGUUUGUGUAAUGAAUGGUAUUUAAUUGUAAA